AUGGAGCUCACGUCGGAGCAAGAACAACUCAUCCACCGCAAUGCUCAAGCUUCCAAGGCAAUUCUCUCUGCCUUGAGUCCGGAGGAGUUCAACAAGGUUGAUGGACUUGAGGAAGCCAAGGAGAUAUGGGAUACUUUGCAAUUGGCUCAUGAGGGAUCACCCGCCGUUCGUGAGGCCAAGAUUGAAUUAUUGGAAGGAAGGCUUGGAAGAUUUGUGAUGGAUGACAAGGAGACACCACAAGAGAUGUAUGAUAGGAUGAUGAUUCUUGUCAACAAGAUUAAAGGACUUGGGAGUGAGGACAUGACAAAUCACUUUGUAGUCAAGAGACUUCUCCGUGCAUUUGGUCCAAGAAAUCCCACUCUUGUAUCAAUGAUACGGGAAAGGAAAGACUUCAAGAGACUCACCCCAAAUGACAUUCUUGGAAGCAUUGUGUCUCAUGAGAUGCAAGAAGAGGAAGCUCGUGAAGUGAGGCAAAUGGUGAAGAAUGCGCCCAUGAUCAAAAAUCAAGAAGUUGCUUUGAAGGCAAACCAAGAAGAAGAGUCAAAUGAAGCUAAGGCUAAGGGAGGCAAGAAGAAGCCGAAGCGUGCUCAUGUGGCGGAGGCACACAUGGCGGAAGUGUGUGAUGAGGAAAGUGAUAAUGAAUUAGAUGAUGUGCUUAAGAGCCUUAGCAAACCCACUAUGCAACAUUUGGCUAAGUUAAUGAGAGCUUUGGAUAGUAAAGAACAAUCACUCGAAAGGCAAGAAGAAUUGCUUAUUCUUGAGAAGAAAAGAAACCUUGACUUAGAGGAGAGCUUAGCUAAAGAAUGUGCUAAAAAUGAACAACUAGCUAAUGAUCUUAAUUUGGCUAAUGGUUCUUUAGCUAGCCUUAGAGAUGUCAAUGAGACUCUUCAAGAGAAAUUUGCUUGUUUAGACAAAAGUCAUAAAGAUCUUGAAGUUCAAUUUGACACUCUUUGGAAUAGUACCUCUCAACCAAAUGUGGUUUCUAAUUCUUCUAACCCUUCUACUAGCAAUGGUUGUGUUAGGUGUUACAAUAUUUAUUUGAACUCUUAUGCUACUAAUAUUGAUGCUAUGCAAGCUCUUAAGAAAGAGAAUGAAAGGUUGGGCACAUUAGUGAAAUAUGGAUGCAUGAAGACAUACCAUUCAAAAGAUGCCCUUUACAAGACCAUCACCGCUCAUCCUAACAAGGAUGGACACGGGCUUGGGUUUUCGGGUGGAAGUCCUGUGUCUAAGCGUGUGAUGGUAAAUGUGAAAGAAUGCUUGAUGUUUGUGAGAGAAGGAAAAGCACCACAAGCAAGUGAGGUGACUAAUCUUGUGAGCAGCCAGGGACCCGGAACAUCCAGACAAACCGGCCAAAACCUCCUGGUGGGAGUCUCUGUCUCUCAAAAAUUCCCACCAGGAAGUUCCGGCCGGUUUGCCAGGAGGUUCCGGGCCAAUGGCCGUGCACAAGACAUGACCGGAAGUUCCGGGCAUAAUGCCAGGAGGUUCCGGCCAGAUGGUCUUUACUAUGAUUCAUAUGUAAUUUCCAAAAAUUCAGAGGGCAAAGUGGUUGCUUAUUUUAAUGGGAAUUACAAUGAUGAGUACCGCACUUGUGUGUGGUUGCCAAAGGCUUUGGCAUACUCCUCCGGUGGUUCAUGUUGGGUUGUGGACAAUGGUUGCACCAAUCAUAUGACUGGAGAGAGGAGUAUGUUUACAAGUCUUGAUAAGGAGAAUGGAACUCGUGAGAAUAUUGUGUUUGGAGAUGAUGGUAAAGGGAAGUUGGGUUACAAUUGCUUGUUUACCGAUGAGGAUGUGACCGUCUUUAGAAGGGAUGACUCCUCCGUAGCAUUCAAAGGCAAGUUAAAGGGUGAUCUCUAUCUUGUCGAUUUCGAUGUGGAUAGAGUGAAUCCGGAAGCUUGUUUGAUUGCUAAAUCCUCCAUGGGUUGGCUAUGGCAUCGUAGACUAGCCCAUGUUGGAAUGCGGAAUUUGGCAACUCUUCUAAAGGGGGAACACAUCCUCGGGCUCACUAAUGUCACAUUUGAGAAAGAUCGUGUGUGCAGUGCUUGCCAAGCCGGGAAACAAGUUGGGAAUCCACAUUCUAUCAAGAACAUCAUGACUACAACAUGCCCUUUUGAGCUUCUACAUAUGGAUUUAUUCAGGCCCGUGGCUUACAUAAGUAUUGGAGAUAACAAGUAUGGUUUUGUCAUUGUUGAUGAUUUUUCACGCUUCACUUGGGUGUAUGUUCUCCAUGACAAGAGUGAGGCUCAAGAUGUCUUCAAGCGCUUUGCCAAGCAAGCCCAAAACCUCUAUGAUCUUACCAUCAAGAGGGUGCGAAGCGACAAUGGAGGAGAAUUCAAGAACACUCAAGUGGAGGAAUUCCUUGAUGAAGUGGGAAUCAAGCACGAGUUCUCUGCCCCCUAUCAUCCUCCUCAAAAGAUUCGAGAUGUCUAUGAUGGGCGAGUUGACCUUCUUCCUCGGGCUACAAGUGAAGCAAGCACAAGAGGGCACUUUCAUCUCUCAAACCAAGUACGUGAAGGACAUUCUCAAGAAGUUUGGGAUGGAAGAUGCCAAACCCAUCAAGACUCCUAUGCCUACUAA
Oryza sativa Japonica Group (Japanese rice) is the source of this 2574-nucleotide messenger RNA. Lineage: Eukaryota; Viridiplantae; Streptophyta; Magnoliopsida; Poales; Poaceae. The record is from RefSeq and is a predicted model, not a curated record.